Molecule: messenger RNA, 2209 nt
Organism: Peromyscus leucopus (white-footed mouse)
Lineage: Eukaryota; Metazoa; Chordata; Mammalia; Rodentia; Cricetidae
Gene: Gtpbp1
Product: GTP binding protein 1
Exons: 12
Coding region: 28-2037 (669 amino acids)
Biological process (GO): translational elongation
Molecular function (GO): GTPase activity; GTP binding; translation elongation factor activity
Source: RefSeq, a predicted model, not a curated record
GCGGCGAAUUAGCCUAAGUUCUUAAAGAUGGCGGCGGAGCGGAGUCGCUCCCCGGUGGAGUCGCCGGUGCCGGCCUCGAUGUUCGCCCCCGAGCCCAGCUCUCCGGGGGCGGCCCGGGCCGCGGCGGCUGCGGCGCGACUCCACGGCGGCUUCGACUCGGACUGCAGCGAGGACGGCGAGGCGCUCAACGGCGAGCCGGAGCUGGACCUCACCAGCAAGCUGGUUCUGGUGAGCCCUACAUCAGAGCAGUAUGACAGCCUACUUCGGCAGAUGUGGGAGAGGAUGGACGAGGGAUGCGGAGAGACCAUAUAUGUCAUUGGGCAGGGAUCAGAUGGGACUGAGUACGGACUGAGUGAAGCUGACAUGGAGGCCUCCUACGCCACAGUGAAGAGCAUGGCGGAACAGAUAGAGGCUGAUGUCAUCUUACUGCGCGAGCGUCAAGAAGCCGGUGGCCGCGUGCGUGAUUACUUAGUCAGGAAACGAGUUGGAGACAAUGACUUCCUGGAGGUCAGGGUGGCAGUGGUGGGCAACGUGGAUGCUGGCAAAAGUACGCUCCUGGGAGUCCUAACACACGGAGAGCUGGACAAUGGCCGUGGCUUUGCCCGCCAGAAACUCUUCCGCCACAAACAUGAGAUUGAAUCUGGUCGAACCAGCAGCGUGGGCAAUGACAUUCUGGGCUUUGACAGUGAAGGCAAUGUAGUGAACAAGCCGGACAGCCAUGGUGGCAGCCUCGAAUGGACAAAGAUCUGUGAAAAGUCCACUAAGGUGAUUACUUUCAUCGACCUGGCUGGCCACGAGAAGUAUCUUAAGACCACUGUUUUUGGCAUGACUGGCCAUUUGCCUGACUUCUGCAUGCUCAUGGUGGGCAGUAAUGCUGGCAUCGUGGGGAUGACCAAGGAGCACUUGGGAUUGGCAUUGGCACUCAAUGUACCUGUCUUUGUGGUUGUCACCAAGAUUGACAUGUGUCCUGCCAACAUCCUUCAAGAAACCCUGAAGCUGCUACAGCGCCUGCUGAAGUCACCAGGCUGCCGGAAGAUCCCUGUCUUGGUGCAGAGCAAAGACGAUGUGAUUGUCACAGCCUCCAACUUCAGCUCUGAGAGGAUGUGCCCGAUAUUCCAGAUCUCCAACGUCACAGGCGAGAACCUCGAUCUGCUCAAGAUGUUCCUCAACCUCCUGUCCCCCCGCACCAGCUACAGGGAGGAAGAACCUGCUGAGUUCCAGAUAGAUGACACCUAUUCUGUCCCUGGUGUGGGGACAGUGGUGUCCGGGACCACGCUGAGGGGCCUGAUCAAGCUGAAUGACACACUGCUGCUGGGCCCAGACCCCCUGGGUAACUUCCUGUCCAUUGCUGUCAAGUCCAUCCACCGCAAGCGCAUGCCUGUCAAGGAGGUGAGGGGGGGCCAGACAGCCUCCUUUGCACUGAAGAAGAUAAAGCGCUCAUCCAUCCGGAAAGGCAUGGUGAUGGUUUCCCCACGCCUGAAUCCCCAAGCCUCCUGGGAAUUUGAGGCUGAGAUUCUUGUCCUCCACCAUCCCACCACAAUUAGUCCACGUUACCAAGCCAUGGUACACUGUGGGAGCAUCCGGCAGACAGCUACCAUUUUGAGCAUGGAUAAAGACUGUCUGCGCACAGGAGACAAGGCCACUGUCCACUUCCGCUUCAUCAAAACCCCCGAGUACCUGCACAUAGACCAGCGGCUGGUGUUCCGGGAAGGUCGCACCAAGGCUGUUGGCACCAUCACCAAGCUCCUCCAGACGACCAACAACUCCCCCAUGAACUCCAAGCCCCAGCAGAUUAAAAUGCAGUCCACAAAAAAGGGUCCCCUGAACAAACGAGAAGAAGGAGGUCCAUCUGGCGUGCCAGCAGCCGGGGGGCCCCCAACUGGAGAUGAAGCUUCCUCUCUAGGGACUGCACAGGCUGCUACAUCCAGUGGUCUCCAGGCACAGCCCAAGCCCAGCAGUGGGGGCCGGCGACGAGGGGGCCAGCGCCACAAGGUGAAGUCCCAGGGGGCCUGUGUGACCCCUGCCAGCGGCUGCUGAAGAUCCCCCGGUCCACUUGACCACCCAUGGGAUCCUCACUCUGGCUGCUGCUCACCAGCUGGGCAGAGCAUCUUUGACCGCCACCCGCCCACUCCAGCCCACAGCCAGAGCAUCCUUGUUACCACACCCCCAUUUUCCAGGGGGCGAUUAUAAUUUAUAAGAUGAGGAUGGA